Molecule: messenger RNA, 8862 nt
Organism: Porites evermanni
Lineage: Eukaryota; Metazoa; Cnidaria; Anthozoa; Scleractinia; Poritidae
Source: the annotation of a GenBank genome assembly
AUAGUGCCCUCGGAUAUAUACGCGCGAGGUCCCGCGGCCAUUGAAGCCUACAACAAAGCUCUUUUGGAUGGAAAAACAUUGACAAAAAGAGUACCAAUCAUGAUAAUUGGGCAAGAUCGGACAGGAAAGACAAGUCUGAAAAAGUCUCUAAAGGGAGAAACGUUUGAUGCAAAGGAGCAAAGUACAGAAGGAAUAGAUACUGACCCUGCAUACUUCAAAGUUUCCACGGAGGCGUGGAGAACAGGUGAGAAGAGCAAUGCUACUGAUCCCAGGUCAGAGGUUUUAUUUGAGCAACAAGUUGCGCAGUGGAUAUCCGGAGCGUUAAAAAAUGUUGAAAAGUUCCCGGUGAGACGACAAACAUCUAUGGGUCAACCUUGGAAGGAAACAAGAGGAAAUAACGCGGAAUUAUCACUUGCAGACUCAAAAGUAAGCGCAAGACGUUAUAGUUAUCCACUUGAAGAAAAGAUACCAGAUAGCAUAGCGUCAUUGGUCGAAAGAAUGCUGCAAAAUGAUGAAAAGGUUCAAGUCGAGGAAGAAGUAUUUUCCAUUCUUUGGGAUUUUGGUGGACAAUCAGUCUACUAUGCUACCCACCCAAUAUUCUUGACACGGAGUGCCAUCUACAUUUUAACUUGUGACCUAAGUUGUAAUCCGUACAAUAAAGCUGACACCCUUGUAAGAAAAGGACUUUAUAACAAGAAAGAAGAAAUUUUCUGCAACAAGACAAACCUAGACUAUCUUGACUUUUGGCUGUCAUCAGUUUAUUCUUUGGUCAGUCCAAAAUUCACUGAUCAAAACACCUCUUUUUCCCAUUUACCAGCAACUUUGCCCCCAGUAUUUUUUGUUUGUACUCAUGCCGACGAACCAUACUGUAGUACCACUGAUCCUAGAAGUUUGGCGCUAGAUGUCUAUGGAUUUCUCAGAACCAAGCCUUACAAAAACCUUUUGUAUAAGGACGUUUUUGUUGUCGACAAUACGAAAUCAGGAAGCCAAAAUGAGUGUCCGGAGGUAACGCGCCUCAGAGAAAAAUUAAUUUCUGUUGCCCAAAGUCUUCCUCAGGAGGCUGUUCCAUUGAAGUGGUUAAGGUUUGAACAUAUUCUCUGGCUUUUACGUGAAGAGCAUUACAAAUUGAUUUCUAUUAACGAUGCAAGGCAAAUUGCCUUUGAUAAGUGCGGGAUCGACGAUGAUCAACAGUUUCGGACUAUGCUUGAUUUCUUGCAUGAUCAAAAGAUUCUAAUUCAUUUUAAAGAAACAUCAGAACUGAACAACAUGGUGAUUUUGGACCCACAGUGGCUCAUUGAUAUCUUCAAGAAAAUAAUCACUGUUAGGAGCUACGAGCCCACAGAAGAUAUCGUUGAAAAGUUUUGGAUCAAGCUGCAGGAAACUGGAAUCUUAGAUGAAAGGCUCCUUGAACACGAGUGGAAACAUUUGAUUGUUGAAUACAGUAAAGAAACCUGCCAGAACCUUAUUGCGAUUAUGGAGAGAUUCAGCUUGCUUUGCCCCUGGCCAUCUGAUGGAGAACACAAACAGUACCUGGUGCCAUCCAUGUUGAUGUCGCCUCCUUCAGACGACCUCGUUGAGCUCCUUUCCUCUGUGAGAAUACCUUCACUUUUUGUGAGGUUUGAUUUAGGCCGAGUGCCUCCAGGCCUGUUCACGCGAUUAGUUCUUCGGUUUUAUCAGUGGUGCAACGAAGAGUGGAAGAGCCAGAUACAACCCCAGCUGUUCAGUAAUUUUGCUCGGUUUCACAUCCUUCCUGAUCAAGGGGUGUCUGUUAUCAUUAUGUGCCAUUCCUCUUCUAUUGAAAUCGCCCUUCACGAUGGAAGCGACUUUAGUGGAGCAAUGGCGGCAGAUUUCAUUGAUGAUUAUUCUAAUGUAACCACUAGUCGUGCAAUUCAUUGGCAACUCAGACUGAUUCUCGAGUGCAUGCAUAGCGAGUUUAGCUGGCUAAAACACAUGAGGUACGAAACGUGCGUUUGCUGUCCGGUGUGUUCGCAGAGAGAUGCUGUCAGCUGUCGUACUCAUGAUGUCCGUGGCUGUGAGUGUCUUCACUUGUUGUCUGAAUCCGAGCUUCAGAAAUGUCAGUACUGCACCCGACCUGGUUUUCGUGGAGAUUGCAGAAUUCGCAUCAAAAUGUUUGCACCUUGGUUUUCAUUUACAGUCCCUGAAGAAAGCAAGACUCCAGUUAAUCAGGUAAGUAUCUGUCUUUCGCCAACAUUACGUACAAUUUAUACAAUUCAGAACUGUUCUUUUCGAACACUACUACAACUACUGCAACAAUUAUAUCUUCAACAUCGUCAAAUUAAACACAACUAAAGCAUGAGCUAUUUCAGGCAGGGCAGAGUCUCGGCAAAUUAUAUAUCUUGUCAAGUUGACCUUCACAUUUUUUAGUAAAAGAUAGCAUUUUCUUAUAUAACAACUUAAUAUUGCUACUUAAAUGGUAAUGAAAAAAUAAAUACUAUAAAACAACAAAAACAAAGGUAAACAUAGUUGUAAUAUUCAUAAUUGCUUGGUUCCUUUUUUUUUUUGCAAGCAGCAAGGUGCAUCUGGAUGUGACGUGGUGAAGAGAAGCCGUGUAACUUACCAAGAAGGUAAAUAUAAACACUUAAAUCCCGUACAAGCCUGAAUUUUUUUCAGGCUUUCUUUUCGCAACUGCAAAAGUUGCGUAAGGGUAUAUAUAACUGCCAUGACCUUCCUUCAUAUAACACUUAAAUUAGUUGUACAUAUUUUCAAAUUCCGUGUGUUUUUGUAUUAACAUAACAUAACGUAUUUAUUCAGGAUGAGAAAAAUAAAAAUUGUUAAACAUUUUGAAAAGGAAAACUGGAAGUUGACCCAUGACGUUUCGCUAAAUAAAAAGAUAAAACAGAUACAAGCUACGUACACUGUAAGAAUACUUAAAAUAGGACAUUUAAAAACUAUUUACAAGCAAAGUAUAAAGAGGAUCACUAAUGAUCAAUAAAAGCAAUAGGUGAACAAAACAAACAACUAAAGGAUAUUUAGGGAGCGUUUCAGGGCACUCUUAAAACGGUUCAGGCUCCAAACCUCAACAACAGAUCCUGGUAGACUAUUCCAGUCCCGCAUGAUUCGGAUGGGAAAAAAUAUAUAUAUUUAUAUGGAUUACGCUUUGCUGGCUCAGCACGUAAAGCUUGUAUGAGUGGUUAGUGCGGGUUGAAUUGUACUUGGUAAAUUAAAAAAGAUCUUAGUUUGUCCAUGCCCAAAACGAUCUUGUAGCAUUCAAAUAAAAAAAAGAAUGAAACCAUCUACGUGUUUCGAGGGUAGGCCACUUCAGCUUCCUUAAACGAUCUUCGUAUUCCAUCUCCUCUCGUUUUUUCCCGAGAGCAAGGCGAAAGGCUCUUCGCUGAACUUUCUCUAACGUUAGCCCAUUCUUAUAGCCAAAUAUGGAUUCCAGACUGGAGCAGCGUAUUCAAGAACCGGGCGCACAAGAGAUUUUUAUAACUUAGAUAACGCAACGUGAUUCAACGAGCCCACUGUUCUGUGAACCAAAUCCAAUUAUUUGUUAGCUUUAGUCACGUUAACAUGUUCACGCCCAAACCUUAACGCACUUUACGGUUUUAAGGCUCGUAUCCAAUGUGUAUGUAGGGAGGCAGAGGUCACGUUUGUGCGUUAUACGUAAAACUUCGCACUUAUCGGAGUUAAAACGCAAUUCCCAUUUAUAAGAUGGCCAGGAUAAUAUCUGAUCUACAUCAAAUUGUAGGGCUUCACUGUCCCUUGCUAUGUUUGACAGUUCUCUGUAUAAUUUGGGGUCGUCAGCAAAUAUCCUUAAUGUCAGUAGAAGAGAUGUCAGAUGAUAUGUUCUUGACGUAAAUCAGAAAUAAAAGUGGGCCCGGGAUCGUACCUCGGAGAACCCCCGACGUUACACAAGACCAAGAUGUGUGAAACCUCGAAAAACAACACGUUGUUUGCGGUCAGUUAAAAAGCUUCUAAACCAACGCGGUAAUGAGCCGUCGAUCCCUUGACAUUUUAUUUUGAGUAACAGUCCUUCGUGAGGCACAGAGUCAAACGCUUUUGAGAAAACUAAUCUAAUAUAACAUCUUUCAACUCAAUUUAUAAAAGUGGUCACUUGGAUUUUUCUCUUGUAACAUGUUGCUUAAAUUUUCAGAGAUGUCUCUUGCUCUCCCCCCUGAUGUUCUUCAGUGCAUUCAGACUCAGUGGAACGAACCCAAGGAAAUUGUAGUACGAUUUCAAGAGUGUCUGCAGCUAACUCCAGCAGAUCUGGAAAAUCCGGUGCUCAAGACGCAAAAAUGGAUUCGGUGUCUCGCUUAUAAAGCUAAAUCUCAAAACAGAAGCGACGUAAUUGAGUACUUGAGGACGAUAGCACCGGCCGGUACUACAGGUACGUCCUCAUCAGAAACACCAUAUAAAUGAUAAAAAACAGCUUCGUUCUUUCUUUUAUUACCACCAGUGUAUGGAGAGUUAAUUUCAAGUAGUAAAUGAAGUUUCCCCCGCAUCUUUCAAGCAAGAGCACUAUUUGUAUUAAUAGUCACCUCAUUUUCGCCACAUUUAGAUUCUCAAAAAAAGUUUAUGUUCAACGUUUACCAACUUUGUUUAUGAAGAAGUAUAUAAAGCAGAUUUGCAUACAGCUAUUCUGAGAAAGGUCGCCGGAAAAAGUGAACGAGACAAUCCCGGAGGGUAUAUUGUGGGUGGUUUUUAGUGCACGGCAGGCCACGGACAUAUGUUUGCGAGUGCUAAGGGAAAGUAAUAAAAGAAGAUUCGACAGCUACAGUCGUUAUGAAGAGUGUGUUGAUCAUAUCCCAAAUUACCUUUCGGGAUUGUCGCGUAAACAUUUUUUCUGACAACCUUUCUCCAAAUACAGAUGUAGAAGUUUGUUUUAUUUACUCCAUGUUGCUUGGUAACCAGGUCCCCUAUUGAACGAGAACCUUGAUGUCCGUUGUAUCCCUUUUAAGAUGAGAAAGGAACUAACAUUUAGUCUUUGUGGUAAGUGCUGUUAAUUUGUUAUUUCCAGCUAGCAUCUCACAUGUGUGUCUCUCGAUAACAUCUCAAAAGAUUAUUUCCAGGUUUUAGACAUAUCAAUGUAAAAACAAUCCAACAGCAGCGAGAAGUUGAUUUUGGUAUGCCUAUCCGUAUAAACUAUGUUGCGGUUUAAUGUUAUUUAGAUUUGGUUUAAACUAGCCUGCCAGCAAGCUCUCCUAUUUGGGCGAGCGAAGCGUCAGCCGCGAGGGGCCGAGGAAAGGACUCUAGCGCGUCUACUUUUCACUAGACUGUUCACAGUCCUCUAUUUUUCCCUAAGAUUGUUGAGAUCGAGCGCUUUGCGUUACGGGCUGCCAUCUUGCAUAAGAGUCAAAACUACAGAGGGGGCGGGGGCGGUUUGGGAGGGAGCGAGAAAAAUAGAGGGACUGUGAUAACAUCACUGCAGCUCGCGUUCAGGAGGCGUUACAAGAAUUUCACGCCUCUUAUCAAACUCCGCUGGCGAUGAAAAAUAUACCAGACACAUUUAGCAUCUAUUUCGCGUGUUUACACAUAUCUCCUUUUGGAACAGUGAUUUUAUACAGUUUCUGGGCCAUUUCGCCAAAUAAAAUCGGCAAAAAUGCAUAUGUGAAACAUUUUCCUAAUCGAAGCGUUAAGCACGCUCGAUUCACCACAGAUUAAAACGGUUAAACCUCCCGAUAAAAGCCAGGCAUUUCUGACAGGUCGUCUUUUUUGCGUCGGCGUAGGUUAAAAUUCAGUUCGUUUGGCACAAACUGUGUUACAACAUUCACUUAUUCACCUGGCCGGGCUGCUUCAAAAGCUUGUUGGCUUACGUGAUUCAUCCUCAGAAUACCAAAAAUCCUUGGUGUGUUGGCGCAAGAUGUGCCUUAUGGUAGUAUUAGCGGAGCUCCACGCGCGCGCGAAGCGCGCGCGUGGGCGGAGCCCCAUAGCUUAGAAAAUCUACCCAUCCCAGAAAAUUUGGUAAUCACGUGACCGUACACCGACCGCCGACCGCCGACCGCCGACCGACCGUCCGUCCGCACCACAGGAUAACCAAUGUUUACUCUCACACUUUUAGCUAGUUUAGGAGCCCAAGAGAAAACUAAUUACACAUCAAUGUUGUGAUCAAUUGUCAGCUGUCAAAACAGGGCAUCCGCUGACCAGUAUCACCUGACCGUAGCGCGGGCUCAAGUGUCGAUCCAUCGAGGUCGAGUAUUUUUUGAAGUUAUCCGCUGACAAAUUACCAGUUUGAAAUGAUCGCAGGCUCAAGUUUAUUUUUUCCAAGGAUUCAUAUCAAAUAUGUUGUGUUUAUGUCACUAUGGCCCCGCACUAUUAGAAUUUUGAUUUCAAACUGACUUCGGAAGCGAAAAUUCAGCCAGUUUUUUUAAAAGUACAGGCGGGGAAGACCUUAUCUUACCAUGGUCACGCGUUGGUCACGCUCUACGUCCAAUUUUUAUACUCUGAUUGGUCAAAAUUUGACAGGUGAGUUCAUGCGAAAAAAUUAUGCAGCAUCUUGAAAAUUGUUUACUUUGACAGCUGAAGCUGAAGAGUUUUGUGUCAACUUGUGAUGUUUUUAACUGUCUUUUUCUUCUGGAUGUACAAAAUGAAAUACAGCUGCUAUCAAGAGUCUUCUGUUAUUCAUGGCUGGUUUGUUUACUGGGUUUUUGGUUGAGGAACGCGUCGCUUGUCAAAAUUUGGUAAUUCGAUUUCGGAUGGCAUCGUUUUCGUUUUUCACCUUGCUUAAUGCUUAAGAGGGUUUAAAAGUCUCAAGCAACUGUGGCCUUCCUUGAUAGCUUUCAGGAACUGAAUCUCGAAUGGUAAGCCUGAGUAACUAUUGUAUUUGAUGUUUGUUUUUGUUAUAUCUAAUUUCAUGAAGUCUUGCACAUUCACGCUGACAGUUUAUGCGGCAAGUUUAUGCACGUUUGUAGCCGUAGUUUGAGUCAAUGAUCUGACCUAGUAUCAGGUUUGAACGGUUUGAUAUAAGCUUACAGAACUUUAAAAAGCCUUCAGAUAUAUUUGCUCACCACAGAUAGAAAGAAAACGUUCCGAAGAAUAUUUAGUUAUAAAUUUGGCUGUAGAAAGAAAACUUUGAGCGAUUUUCUUGCUUCGAGGAGUUCACCUUGGAAAACAGUAAACACCCGCGCCGGGAAGCCGGCUUAUAAAGCUUCACGCCGAGACUCAGGAUUUUUAGAGACACUUUAAUACUUGUCUUCAUGAAUGAAAAUUGUUAUCUCUGUAAAUGUUUCACCGAAUUAUAUUUCUUUUUUUGAUUGUUAGUAGUCUCUCUUGCAAUUUUAAUCGCUUGUCUGUGCCGUUUGUUUUCAUCGUUCAUGAACAUCGCUUGCAGGAGUACUCAAAAAUGUCGCGCGUAUCAAACGCUUUAUAAGAUUACACAUCGUUAUAACUGAAACCAUUAAAUAACAAAAAAAAUAAUAAUAAAUUCGCUAUUAUGUUGAAGCUUAACUCUAUUAAAGUUCAUUCAAACACUCGACCACACUGACAGCUCGCACUAUAGAAACGAGAACCGGCUGGCCAUAUGGGUGAUUUUGGAAAUUUUUGAACGGUUUCGCUUUACGAUUGAUCGUCCUUGAUAUUGACUGAGUGCAAUUUGUCUUGAAAAAUUGUGAAAUACUGCAUUAUGUCCGAGGUCUGUAUUAUAAAUAGUACUGUUUCACCUCAAAUGUGAUGUAUAAAAAUUAUAAAACGUUGGUUUAAACACCCCCAGAUUUGUUAGCAAGAAUUUGUAAAGUAAACCUGUCGAACGCAAAAAAAUUCGGCGUGAUUUGUUUUCCAAGAAUUUGUUUUCGAGGCCUAAUCUACUGUGAUCUUGAAUGUGAUCGAAGAUGUUUGCUAUUUUUUGGGUGUACAUAUAAGGUUAUCAAUUCGAUGUAAGAUGUUUCACUCUAAAAUAACUUAGCCUUUCCCUCAAAAGUCACAUGAAUGUGCCCUUAAGUUAAAUGAUUUGUGGAUUAAAAGUUUAUUGUUUGAUUUAAAUUAUAAAUUUAUUAAUUGGAGCUUCGCUUUUAGCCCUGGCUAAAUCUAUAUAUUAUGAAGACGUACGUUUUAUAGAAACGACGACGUGUCAACGACUUGUCAGGUCGGCAACUUAAUAACCCACACCCAUUGUCAGCGCAAAAAAACAUCUAUUGUCUAAUGACCAAUCAAACACCUGCGAUGCUGGUACAACACGCUCCGUGAACGCAAGCUGCAGUGAUGUUAAUACAGUCCCUCUAUUUUUCUCGUUCCCCUCCCCCUACAGCUAUAAUCCCCGACGCCCGCUCCCUCGGUACAUUUGAAAAUCAAGAUGGCCACCAUUAACGGUAAGACGCGCUAUAUCUCGACGAUCUCACGAAAAAAAGGGGACUGUGAACAGUCUAACUUUUCACGAUAUCCCCCAAAUGGAGAGCUUGCACGCAGGCUAGGUUUAAACACAUUAACAUACGUGACCAUGCAUACCCCAAAACAAAGGGGAAUAAUAUUUAAACUAAGGAUAAAAUUGAACCACAACAUAUCCAUGGAAUUUUGAAAAAAAAGUUAUAAAAAAAGAAAAAAAACAUCCAUUUUAAUUUUACUUACUUCAAAAAGCUAGCUAACUUGAGAAAAAAAAAAAGACAGUAGCCUUCAAAAAGGCAUUUGAUAUCACCGAAAAAAUGUCUUGCUGUACAGUAUAUUGUUAACAGUUGUACCGGUCAUUUUCACUGAAUCAAAGCUCAUUUCUUCUUGUAAGGUGGAGAAGAAUGGAAGCAGCUAGCAGAGAGCCUUGGUAUGUCUUACAACGAGAUCCGCUUUCUUGACAAGAGAACCACCAAUCCGUGUGACGUUGUCCUUGAUCUUAUUGCGAAUCACCGCUAUUUGAUGGUUGGAGAACUUUAUGACAGACUCGUCAUGAGCGGACUUCCAGGAUCAGCCGACUUACUGUGA